AUGAGCACGGACGGAAAAGAGGAGGGGUACAUCCCUCUCGUGUUUGAGGAAGAGGAGACGGGCAGAGAGAAAAUGUGGCGCAAGAUGAAGCAGGACCCCCUGGUGCCGAUCGGUUCGCUGCUGACGUGCGGCGCGCUGAUCUACGCCUCGGGUCAGCUCAAGAGCGGGAACCGCGAGACGUUCCAGCGUGCGCUGCGCUGGCGUGUCAUCUUCCAGACACUGACCGUCGCGGCGGCAGCGGCGAGUCUCUUCUUUUUCAAGCCGCCGACGGCGCAGGUGCCCCCGCCGAACGCGGACGGCUCGCCGGCGCCGAUGCCCUACUGGAACAAGGAGAAGGAGGAGCGCCGCGCCGCCGAGCACGACCUCGAGUGGCGCCGGCGCUUCCAGGAUGCACACGCACGCGACGAACGCGAGAAUGCGGCGGUGCAGCGCAUGGUCCAGGAGGAGAUCGAGGCGCGGGAAAAGGCCGCCACAGCGCCUCCGGAGGAGCCGCGGAAGCGCGUCUUUCCCAAACUUGGGCAGGACAAGCGCUCGUUCACGUUCCAGCAGUAG
Messenger RNA from Malassezia japonica, 552 nucleotides. It is a transcript of the gene RCF1, whose product is annotated as Respiratory supercomplex factor 1, mitochondrial. NCBI's taxonomy places the organism in Eukaryota, Fungi, Basidiomycota, Malasseziomycetes, Malasseziales, Malasseziaceae. The transcript is spliced from 2 exons. Gene Ontology annotation, cellular component: mitochondrion. Gene Ontology annotation, biological process: mitochondrial respirasome assembly. Bases 1 to 552 code for a protein of 183 amino acids. The record is from RefSeq and is a predicted model, not a curated record.